AUGGCGAGUGCUGCCAUGGCUCCGCCCAGCACUGGCAUGCCGGACGAGGACAGACGGACAUCCGGCCGAAGCGGUCCGAUCUGUGAGCCGCCGCGUGAGAUGGCGCGGCAGACAACACAAGAGGUUCAAGCGCUCUUCGAUGCGCAAGUGAGGCUUACGCCCGCAGAUCUCGCAGCCAUCAACGGCGAGGCCGGUGACGUCGUAGCAGAUGAAGCUUUUGCUGUUGGGCAAGUUCAUCUCACCUUCGAGGACGUUAGCUUUUCCAUCCCCCAGACGCAGAACCACUGUAUAUCGAAUGCCACGAAAUCAGUCCGGACUGGCGCAACACCGCGAAGUGGCAACAGUACAAGCAGCGAUGGGCGGAAGAAGAUCCUGGAUCGAAUUUCAGGUCAUUACGAACCUGGUCAGCUUGUAGCGCUGAUGGGGCCGUCAGGCUCGGGGAAGACAACCUUACUCGACAUCCUGGCCGGAAAGAAGUCCGCUCCGCACGAGGGCACCAUCCAUGUCAACGGUCGGCCGCGGGAUAUGCUCUGGAAUCGGAUAUCAGCCUACGUACCUCAGGACGAUCUCAUGUUCGCACACCUGACAGUUGAGGAAGUGCUCAGGUUCCAUGCGAACCUGAAAACGCAGCGCCCAGCCAGGAUCACCCGACAGAUGGAUCAGCUCCGGAUCGAGGCGUUUCUGCAGGCUUUCGGGCUCCACGACAUCAGGAACUCCUACAUCGGCGAUCCCAAGCAGGGCUCCCGCGGCAUUUCCGGAGGUCAACGGCGGCGGCUUUCCUUGGUAAAGGGAGUAGCUUGCGGAGCGCGGGUCAUGUUCUGCGACGAGCCGACCUCGGGUCUUUCUGCCACCGAUGCUGAGAUUUGCGUGCGCUAUAUGCGAUGGCUCGCACACAGAUACUCCGUGUUGAUCAUCAUGUCCAUCCACCAGCCACGAAGAGAGGUCGCCAGGCUCUUCGACGAACUGAUCCUCCUCACUUCCAGGCCAGGUCGGGUGGUCUACCAAGGACCGAUGAGAGAUUUGGCUGACUAUUCGGCGAAGGUCGGCUGUCCCGUUCCGUUCAAGCGGAAUCCCACAGACUUCAUCAUGGACCUGAUUACACCCGGCAUGAAGGGUGCCAGGGAAGACGAGUUCGUGCGGCACUUCCAGGCAGUGCGGAGCCCUAUAAUCGAAGAAGAGGUGGCCAAGCACCUCAACGAGGAUCGUGGCAGUGCCAUGGAGAUCCUCCGAGCGAUGCGCGAGCCCAUGCAGGUGUUUGGUACUAUGCCACCGUUGCGCAAUAGCAAGUUCGGCGUGCCAUUCCGUUCGCAGGUUCGGGCCGUGGCGUGGCGUCAGUUCAAGCUGAGGUACCGAAACAUGACUCUCAUGAUGGACCUGGCUGCAGCUGUCGCCAAAGCCGUGAUCCUGGGCCUGGCAUUCUAUGACAUUGGCCAGAAGAGUCAGCAGUUCCAAGUUGGCUUCAUCUUCUUUGUCUUGAUGGCCUGCUCCAUCGACCAGGUCAAGACCAUGCCGGCCAUGAUCGCCGAGCGGAACGUCAUGAAGUUGGAGACCUCUGAGGCCUUGUACAGUGAGUGGGCCUACAUCCUCCCGGUCACCCUUAUGAGUGCGAUGCAGGCAGUCGUGACGCACUUUGUGUUCAUCGCGCUUCUUUGGCCGUUCCUGUCAUUCCCUGUCUCUCUCUUUGGGCAUGUUUGGUUUUGGUCCCUGAUGGUCAACAUGGUCAUGGACAGCCUUUACGUCAUGCUCUCUGGCAUCGCCAAGGACGCGACGAUUGCACAGAUAAUGUCGCUACCUUUCCUUCUUAUCUUCAUGCUCUACAACGGUAGCUUGGCAUAUUUGGUCGAGUUACGUCCAAAUGCGUGUAGGGGCUGUUAUGCAAGCGGGAUGAUAUUAGCAGAUGCUUUUGCGUGA
This is a messenger RNA of Symbiodinium sp. CCMP2456, 1911 nucleotides long. The record is from the annotation of a GenBank genome assembly. NCBI's taxonomy places the organism in Eukaryota, Dinophyceae, Suessiales, Symbiodiniaceae.